Molecule: messenger RNA, 2028 nt
Organism: Sugiyamaella lignohabitans
Lineage: Eukaryota; Fungi; Ascomycota; Dipodascomycetes; Dipodascales; Trichomonascaceae
Gene: MDV1
Product: Mdv1p
Exons: 1
Coding region: 1-2028 (675 amino acids)
Cellular component (GO): nucleus
Molecular function (GO): protein binding
Source: RefSeq, a predicted model, not a curated record
AUGUCUUCACAGGACUCGUCAUUUUCAUCGACGGUGGCAGCCACAAAUAAGAAUCUGAGUCGGUUAUCGAAAACAGUGGCGUCGACCGCAACAACACUCAUGACUUCGUCGUACGGUGAUCUCACAAAUACACAUUAUCAAUCAGCUAUGAAAGACAUAGCCCGACAACCAGCAUAUCAAAAACGUCUCUUUGCAUUCAAUACUCGACGAGCUCCGUCUGAAUUUGUCAAGACAUCGCUAUCGAGGAGCGAGAUCCAGUAUCGUGCAGUAACAAGCAUUCCGGAAGAGCUUCUUCACAAUAUUCCUACUGCCGAUGAUAACAAAUUCUCGUUAUUUCAAGGGUUCCAGGCUACUACCGAAGAAAUUAGCAGCCAGGAUAAGGAUAUAGGGACCUCAUCAAAGCUGUUAAAGGGAAAAGAAUCAAGCCGUAUACCAUCGUCUCAGCCUUUAUCGGUUCAACGAAAUAUUAUUAAUCAUCAUUUAGAUAUUUUGGAGAUUCGCAAAGAUCUGGCUGCUAAUGAAAUAAAAGAAAUCGAUCAGCGAAUCGCGCAUCUCAAUUCGACUCGAAUGAUUGUUUUUGAAAGGAUAGCUGAGUUGGAGCAGGAAGAACUGAAAUUAGAAGCUGAACUCGAACAACUGUCUAUAAAGUUAGAAAAAGAAGAGAACAAAGAUCACGCGGCCAGAGUUUCUAGUGAGAGUGGUAGUUCAAAGCUUGAUUCCACAAGCAUUGGUAUAUCGACACCAAAAGAAACCAGUUCAGAUGAUAACGGCUGGUCGGAUUUGGCUGCUGAGUCGCCAUCUACACAACAGGCAUCUUCUACAUCACCAGCCGACCGCAGUUUUGCAUCUAAUUCCCAGGAAGAGGCUGUUGUAGUUGAUUCACCACUUCUCUCUCAAAGCAUAUAUGGCAAACUUCAAAAUGAGACUGCCAGUACCAAGAAAAAUAGAAAUAUUCGCCGACGAAACUCGCUUUCCAGGCGGAAAACAAUGCCCACUCUUCAACAAUUCUAUGCUCCAGGAAAAAACAUUCGCACUAUUGAAGCCCAUUCUGAUUCAAUCACGGCUGUAGACUUUGAUAUUCCGUUCGGUACAAUGGUUUCGGCCUCUAUAGACGACUCGGUUCUUGUGUGGGAUCUGAGUAAAGGAAAAGCUAUCCGUGAACUAGAUGGCCACAAAGCAUCUGUCAAAUGUUUACAAAUGGAAAACAAUCUGGUUGCUACUGGAUCCGCUGAUGCUACUGUAAAGCUGUGGGACUUAACUGGAGGAGACGAGGAACCUGCUGUAGAGGAAGAUGAUUAUAUUCCUAAUGGCGAUAACUGCUAUGUUGAAACAUUCGCAGCACAUGUAGGGGAAAUCACUGCCCUAAACUUUUCUGACAAUACACUCGUGACCGGAUCGGCCGAUAAAACCAUUCGUCAAUGGGAUAUCCAGACAGGACGAUGCUUGCAGACAUUGGAUGUGCUAUGGGCAUCUGCACAAUCUUCAGCAGCGAGUGCUUUUGGCGGGUUUGAUGAUACCCGAUGGAGAAGAAAGACUAUGGUACCUGGAGCCGGUGGAGAAGUUUCUGCUGAGUAUGACUUUGUGGGUGCUCUCCAAUGUUUUGAUGCUGCUCUUGCAACUGGUACUGCAGAUGGUAUUGUCAGACUUUGGGAUCUUCGAACUGGUCAGGUUCACCGGUCGCUAUUGGGUCACACCGGUCCUGUUACAUGCCUACAAUUUGAUGAUGUGCAUCUUGCUACUGGCAGUUUAGACAGAAGCAUCCGUAUUUGGGAUCUGAGAACCGGUAGCAUUUUCGAUGCUUUUGCAUACGAGUCUCCUAUAACUUCACUUCACUUUGAUACCAGAAGAAUUGUAUCUGCUAACAGUGAAAAUACUGUCAAGAUCUACGACCGUGAAGUUGAAAGACAUUGGACCUGUGGUGCUGGAGAAGAGGACUCAACCGCUUCUGUCAUCAACAGUGUACGUUACCGGGAAGGAUACUUGAUAGAAGGAAGAGAAGAUGGAAAAAUCGGUGUUUGGGCUUGCUAG